AGUGCGCAUGCGCGUUCUGCAGACAACCGCUUCUGCUGCUACUGCUGCUUCUGCUGCUUCCACUUGUCUUCAUCCACGCUAAUUCUGGAACAUUUCGGGCGGUGGAUCGGUUUUAAUAAUCGUGCAGAUGCAACAACCUGCUGUGUUUACAGGAGAACAUGUUCACCGACGUGCUCCUGAUCGCACUUUCCACCCUCCAUCUGUGUGCAGGUUGGGAGUUACUUGGUGAAAGGGAAAAAGUCCAAACGGUUUGUGUUGGGAAGGAAUUUCGGCUUCCGGUGGACUCAACGUCCAGGAUUGUGACAUUUACACCGGAUGGGGAUGGGGUGAGACGCAUCCUGCUGGAGAAAACCACAGUGAAGGACCCGCGGUUUGAGUGGACCAGAGACAAGACCUUAGUCCUGAAAGAGGCGACUCACAGCGAUCAGGGGGUGUAUGCCAACAAACUGUCUCACCUCUUCACAUACGAGACGGUUCAUCUGAUUGUUUCAGAAUGCAUCAGGCCCUACCGUAAAAGCUACGGGGAGACCUUUGAGCAUGGGAUUCCUGAAAAUGCUUCCCUGCUGGAGUUUUAUCCCCGUGGGGCUCCACCUGAGGCCAUGCCGAUCGUCUUGUGGAACCGGACGAACCCUGAAACAAGCGACGCUGGUCGGGGGCGGCUGCUGCGAGGAGGGAGGGUCUGGUUGGCGGAGAAAGUCACGCAGGCGGAUCAAGGCAACUACACCAUAAAAGACGACGACGGGAACGUACUGUCUCGUAGCACCCUCUCAGUUCGUGGGCACUCCUUCAAUAUUUCUCGCUUCACCAAGGAGUCUCUAACCCUUCCCUUAUUUCUCCCUCUCCAUCACGCCCAUCUCAUUUUUACCCCAAGUCGAAUUCCAGAUGAGUCGUCCCUGGGCCCUUUCGACCCAAAGCCCCCCCGCGGCCCCGUGCAGCUGCUUCGCGAGGGCCACAUAACGGACCACGACCUGCGCUACAGAGGAAUCGUCUCUCUGAGCAGGAACGGAUCCAUCCAUGAGGUCGUCAUCAUCAGACUCACAUCAAGACAUGACGGGCUGUACGAAGUCAGAGACGGGGAUGGAAACCUCGUGUCUUCCACGUAUUUACACAUGAUCGAAAAAAGGGGAGGGACGUGGCGAGCGCUCUUCAAGUCCAUUUCUGUCCCAUCUGGAAUGUUUGUGUCGCUGGCCGGUUUCAUCCUGUUUAUGAAGCGCUACCCAAACUGCAGCCUGUCACAGAUCAUCACGGGCAUCAGGACAAACCGCGCGGCGCCAUCCAACCCUCCCAGGGUCAACAUCCAGAACUACAGUCAGACCCUUCAACAGCCUCCAGCCUACUAUAGCCAUCCCGAGCAUCCUGUUACACCAAGAAAAUGGACCCCAAGAGCCAGUCCUGCUCACUCUGGCUACACUCCUGUUCUGAUGGAGACGGUGGGAGAUGAAAACCAGGAACUGCAAAGACUGACAGCUGGUAGCUCCCCUCGUCAUAAUGUGACCACUGAGCAGGAAAAACCUACAGAGGAAGAGGAAAAUAUUUCCUUUUCUGUUCCUGGAGCGUCAGACUGCCUCCAUUCCUGCGAGGACUGUGUCCAGUUCCAGAUCAAGAAAGACGGAGAUGAGGAAAGGUGGAGCAAAUCCAACAACUUCUUUUCCGCGCUGCCUCUAGAUACGGACACUUCUGAAUCUUGCAGUGUUUACACAUCAAAUAAACUGGACUUUCUAUAAAAACGGAGGCUAGGAUGAGAUGAGAAGUGAAGCUUGAGGCAUGGAAAUAUUACAGUAGAUGAUUCUAAGCUGACAUGAACAAUCUCAUGUGCACCAGUUUGCACAGUUUUAAUUCUUGGGUUUGUACUGAGUUUUGAACCACGGGUUGAGCGUUACCCUUCAUGUCACACAUUGCACUAUGGUGCUCAUGAAAUCUCCUGCUGUUACCUACCUCCAGACCCUCAGGACCAACAUGAUCUGCACUGUCUUUGCCGGGUGUCUCAAGUGUUCAUUGGCCUUCUAUGAUCCCUAGGUCUGCAUAAACGUCAACAUAGUUACUCUAAGGUUUGCAAGAGAAAAUUAUUAAAAUGCCACAUUAUUAUAGCAUAAACUAAAGUGCAUAAUCAUCCUGUUCAUUCCUGACUGCUGCAAAAAAUAUUAUAAAUAUCUGUCUUGCAGUUAAAGUUAUUUUGCAGGUGUAGUGUUAUUACCCUCUAGACAAUUGUAGAAAUGUAACCUAUUAUAGCGCAACAGCCUGUAAAUCUGGGAACAUAUUAUAGCAUCACUAAUGUAAUUCAUUAUUGACUAUCAGAAGGUUGUCUCUAAAACAAUAAAAUGUAUAUUUAACACAAACGCCUCAUAUUAUC
Molecule: messenger RNA, 2350 nt
Organism: Nothobranchius furzeri (turquoise killifish)
Lineage: Eukaryota; Metazoa; Chordata; Actinopteri; Cyprinodontiformes; Nothobranchiidae
Source: RefSeq, a predicted model, not a curated record